Messenger RNA from Lotus japonicus, 1703 nucleotides. Its product is annotated as pentatricopeptide repeat-containing protein At2g15690, mitochondrial-like. NCBI's taxonomy places the organism in Eukaryota, Viridiplantae, Streptophyta, Magnoliopsida, Fabales, Fabaceae. Gene Ontology annotation, molecular function: RNA binding; zinc ion binding; protein binding. The transcript has a single exon. The record is from RefSeq and is a predicted model, not a curated record. Gene Ontology annotation, biological process: RNA modification. Bases 64 to 1476 code for a protein of 470 amino acids.
AAAAAGAUUUAUAGUUGAAGAUUAUAAAGCCUACAUUCCUGUUUCCUAGUAGAUAUUUCUACCAUGAAUCUCAAACUUCAGGCAUCAAUAGCUUCUGCAGUUUCCCUUCCACGCACACGAAACUCCAUUGUCUCAUCCCAUUUGAACUUCGCUUCUUCCAAACCUCUCUGCAACUAUGCAGCUCCCGAUAAGCUUCACCCUCGUCGAAACGGCACCAGCAACAGUCGUUCCGCUCACAAGGCCCCACAUUUGCAGAAGGCCAACAACAACACCUCCAUUGAACCAAAAUUGAAGCUCGACCAGAGUGUUCAUCAAAAUCAAGACACCCCAUUUGCCGCAAGCUCCUCCAAUGCCGACUUGAUGAGCUUGUGUGAAGAGGGUAAGCUCAAUCAAGCUUUGGAACUCAUGGGUCACGGUGCUGUUGCUGAUUCUAGUGUUUAUCUCGCGCUCUUGAAGUUGUGUGAGGAUUCUGGGUCGCUUGAGUCAGGGAAAAGGGUUCAUGAGUUCUUGAAGAAGUCGUCGUUUAAUGGGGAAGUUGAAGUGAACAACAGGUUGAUUGGAAUGUAUGGGAAAUGUGGCGGUAUGAAGGAUGCGCGCCGGGUGUUUGAUAAAAUGCCGGAGAGGAAUUUAAGUUCGUGGUGUUUGAUGAUUAGUGGGUACACGGUGAAUGGCCGAGGGGAUGAUGGUUUGUUGGUUUUUCAGCAGAUGAAGCAAGCAGGGGUAGAACCAGAUGGGGAAACUUUUGCGUUGGUUUUGGCUGCGUGUGCUCGGGCUGAAGCUGUGGAAGAAGGUUUCAUGCACUUUGAAUCCAUGAAGGAGUAUGGGAUUGCUCCUUGCAGGGAGCACUACUUGGAGGUUAUUAACAUUCUGGGGAAUGCUGGUCAGCUGAAUGAAGCUGAGGAGUUCGUUGAGAAAAUGCCACUCGAGCUUGGUGUUGACAUUUGGCAGGCGCUUAGGAAUUUCGCACGAAUUCAUGGAGAUAUAGAUCUUGAAGAUCGUGCUGAGGAGUUGUUAAUUGGUUUUGAUCCUUCAAAAGCCAGUGCUGAUAAACUGCCCACACCUCCAAGAAAGAAGCAGUCUGCAAUUAACAUGCUGGAGGAGAAGAAUAGAGUGGCUGAGUAUCGGUGUAGUAUCCCCUAUAAGGAAGAGGUAAAUGAGAAAUUGAAAGGUUUGAGUGGGCAGCUGAGGGAAGCAGGUUAUGUGCCGGAUACAAGAUAUGUUCUCCACGACAUUGAUGAGGAGGAAAAAGAGAAGGCCUUGCAAUAUCAUAGCGAACGUUUGGCAAUUGCCUAUGGUCUCAUCAGUACUCCGCCGAGGACUACACUAAGAAUCAUCAAGAAUCUACGUAUAUGUGGAGACUGCCACAAUGCUAUCAAAAUUAUGUCGAAGAUUGUUGGGAGGGAGCUCAUUGUGAGGGAUAACAAGCGAUUCCAUCAUUUCAAAGAUGGAAAAUGCUCAUGUGGAGAUUAUUGGUAGUGUUUGUUUAGGAACUGAAGUAUGUUGUAGAUAGUCUGGUGCUAUACUACUAGAUUGGUUUUUAUUUGCUGCCAAAUUAGGUUCAAAUUUAUAGUCAGGAAUAUCAAAGAAAGUUUUGUUCCAUCUAUGAAUUGACUUGUGUAGCUUCUUCUCUUUGUCGUUCAUGUAUGUCGGACUACAAAAAAUUCGAAGUGGCUGAGAGUAUAGUAAAUUUCCAUUGAACAAAA